Messenger RNA from Naumovozyma castellii, 1440 nucleotides. It is a transcript of the gene PRP31, whose product is annotated as U4/U6-U5 snRNP complex subunit PRP31. The coding region runs from base 1 to 1440 and encodes 479 amino acids. The transcript has a single exon. The record is from RefSeq and is a predicted model, not a curated record. Lineage: Eukaryota; Fungi; Ascomycota; Saccharomycetes; Saccharomycetales; Saccharomycetaceae.
AUGCCAUCUUUUGAAAGUGGUUCAGGUGCUGAAGAAGAAGAAGAAGAAGAUUAUUUUAAUGACUUAGAGGUUGAUCUUGGAAGUGAAUUAGAGGAGAAUGAAGAGGAGUACGAAGCUCUGGACAUAACUCCUCAAAGUGGAUAUGACGAUGCCUUCAAUGAUCUAACUAACGACACAGCUUUUCUAAAUGAAUUAGUUAAAACUUUUAAACCUUCUACUAUGCUAAGUUCUGUCGAUAUGAACAUGGAACCAAAGAAACUUUCGAUAGUAUAUAGAGCGAUCGAAAAACUUAAGGCAAUGUUUCAUUCCCAGUCAACAUCAUUCAUUGAAGUUUUGCCUCAUCUGAACGAACUUAGCCAUCAGAUAAGAAGAGAAAUAGACAUCCUUUAUCAAUAUUCGAAAAACAUAUAUUCGACAAGAUUUACUGAACUUGAUACCAUAGCAGCUACCCCAUAUCAGUAUGCAAAAGUUACAUCAUUGAUAGAGGGAACUUCUGAUGAUAAGGCCGGCCAACUUCCGAUCAACAUCGAAAUUGAAGCUAAACUUUCAAAAGAACAAGUCUUGGUGCUACGAAUGUCCAUGCAAACUUCAUUCCUUAAGAAUAAACCUUUAGAGAAGAAGGUAAAACAUUUGCUUUUAGAGGCGUGUUCUAUGAUCAUACAACUUACGGACUUGCAAAAUGUUAUCCUGCAAUACAUUUCUUCUAACGUAUCUGAUAUUGCCCCAAAUUUGUGCGUCCUAGUGGGUCCAGAGGUUGCAUCACUUUUAAUCGCACACACAGGAGGAAUACUUCAAUUAGCAGAAAUACCUAGCUGUAAUCUAGCGUCUAUUGGGAAAAAUAGACAUUUAUCACACGAACUUCAUACCACUCUAAGUGGGGUAAGACAAGAAGGUUACAUUUAUAGUAGCGAACUAGUUCAAAAUCAACCGAUUCAAAAUCACAAACAAAUGUUAAGGAUGGUCUGCGCCAAAGUGGCCUUAGCAGCCAGGGUUGAUGCGGGUCAAAGGGGUGCUGCUAAAAACGAUUUAUUGGGACAACGGUGGCGAGAAGAAUUAGAGACUAAGAUUCAAAAAGUUACAGAGUCGCCCAAUAUUUCCAAUGUGAAACCAUUACCUAUCCCAGAAGAUAAGCCAAAGAAGAAAAGGGCUGGGAGAAAAUUUAGAAAGUAUAAGCAACAGUUCCAAUUAUCUCACCUCAGACAAUUACAAAAUCGAAUGGAAUUUGGGAAACAGGAACAAUCUACAAUGGAUGCUUUUGGUGAAGAAAUUGGCAUGGGUAUGACGAGUUCAUCCAUUCAACAAUCGAUAGGAGGUAUCAGAGCUAGCUCACAACGUGUAGAUAAUUCGGCCAAGAUUACCAAAGUGAUGAAACGUAGACUUAAAGAGGCAGAUUCACAAUCAAAAGAAUUUGCAUCGUCUCUGAAUUCAAGAGAAUUUUAA